Rodentolepis nana is the source of this 1623-nucleotide messenger RNA. Lineage: Eukaryota; Metazoa; Platyhelminthes; Cestoda; Cyclophyllidea; Hymenolepididae. The record is from the annotation of a GenBank genome assembly.
AUGCUCCAAACUCUUCGUCAAUUCCUCGAAAAGAUUAAGGACAUUAAACCGCCUCCAGCCAAUAAGAAUGCCAUUUCCGUUCCAUAUCCUCUUCCCAACACUUCAGAGCCAUGGGUUCUAGGUGUCUGCAUCCAACUGGCCUCACCUAUCUAUCCAAUUUUGCCUAGGAAACUGCUUCCAUUCUUAGAAUCUCCAGUCCCCUUCAUUGCUGGUAUACACGCCUGUAUGUUUGAGGAAGCGAAGCCUUAUAUCACUUACGGAACCCGAGUCGUGGAUCUUGAUGGUCAGGGCAUCUACGUGAACAUGCCACCUGAAGAACUUGACAACGAGUCAAUGCCAGCGCCCAUUCUGAACUACUUCGGUGUGGACUUCACCGAUAUGGAUCGAUUCCUCAAAUCGGCAAUGACCACGAAAAGCGAUGAGUUGGAACGUUGGAAGACCUCUAAAUUACCCAUCCAAAACUACCUCAUUCAUCAAGCUGAACCCUUCUUCUCCAUUAUUGUCAAUCUUCUUGGAUCCUAUGGGGUGUCCUACGUGGUCUGUGUUCCCUCGACGAAUGAUCAUGAUGGAGUCCGAGGCUAUACGUGUGUGAUGCCGAUCGACCAGCGCUACUACGGGGAAUGCAAAAACGCAGCAGGCCAAGUGGAUUUCCAGCAAAUGAUUGCAUGUCAAGCCUGCCCGUCUCUGGAACCCUUUCUGCAACGACUCUACGAGUCUCAGAUGGUUCAUUGUUUUGUGGAUGAUCGUUUGUCCGAGCACACAGUGGAUAACUUCGAUAUUCAAGCGCGUCCUUUGGUGAACAGUUGCAAGGAGAGGUUGAUGCGAAGCCCCUACGCCAAGCCAAACUUUGGCGAUCUUAGGUGGAUUGAGUCCAAGCGAUCGGUUUCCGCCAAUGGUAUGAUUAAUAACCAACUUAGACGCAAGUUUGGCCGACAAUUGGAUAAACUGAAAAAUAAAACAGUAGGGAAAUCCUCAAAAUCAAAUCAAGAUAAGAAGGGGAGUGAGAAAAACACUGGACGGACACCAACUUUGGAUCAUUCAAAAAGCACCGUUACGGCCAAAAAUGGCUCGGAUGUCACCUACGAAUCAUCGUCGAGUAACUAUCGAGCGCCUGCGGCACGAGCCACACUUCCAGCACCACCAGGGUCAGCAAUCCACCGGAAUUCUAAUAGUUCUUCCUCUGCUCGAACUUCAGUUACAGCUCGACCGCUCCAACUCGCCCUGCCUGUCACCUCCGCUUCGUCAGGUUCCACCAAGACAGGCGCUCGUUCGACGUACUUCGAAAGAUAUGGAGCAAUUGGUGAUAAGUGGAAUCAGGGAAGCCUCCCCUCCCCCGAAGAGAACCUCUCCGUUCCACCGGGUAUCACUCUGGGAUCGAUCGGUAUCACCACGCCACAAUCGCCUGAAGUCUCUGAGAUUCCCAUCACGCCGACGGCCAUCUCCCAACCGCACCCCCCUAUACCACCGAAAAACUUCACCCACCUUCCUCCAGGAAUCUUCUUCCCAUCCGAUAAGAUUGUCUUUGCUACUAUGCUAAUGCGCCCACAGAAGUUGAAGUAUAGCCACGCUAGUUCAGCUAAAGAGGGAAGAAGGGGUAACACCUGUUCUUCCUCUUAUGAAUGA